Rhizophagus irregularis DAOM 181602=DAOM 197198 is the source of this 702-nucleotide messenger RNA. The record is from RefSeq and is a predicted model, not a curated record. NCBI's taxonomy places the organism in Eukaryota, Fungi, Glomeromycota, Glomeromycetes, Glomerales, Glomeraceae.
AACUCUCCUCGCUUUCGUACCUUUUCUCAAAAAAAAAAAUAAAAAUAAAAAUAAAAUAAUAAUAUAGUAAUAAUAAAAAUGAACGCAUCAAAUACGAUCUCGCGAUUUGGUUCAAAAAAUUUUACAAUGUGGUUAACGGCAUCGAUAGUUGGGGGAGCAACACUUUACAGUUUUACCAAAUCUCAAGUACAAAGAACAGGUUUUCAGUAUGAUUUAUCCUCUCAUUCAAAUGGUAAUAUUGAAAAUUUAAGAAGUGAAUGGAAAAAGCAAAAUAAUGGUAUUGGUCUAAAAGAUGUUACUCGCUCUUGUGGUGGUGUUUGAGGUCUUCUUGUUUUUUUUUAAAAAAAAAGAAAUAUAUAUAUAUACAUGUGUAUUUUUUUAUUUUUUUUCUUGCGACUUUAUGUAAAUUAUUAAGUUAUUAGCUUUUUAUUUCUUUUUUUNUUUUUUUUUUUUUUUUUUUGCUUUUUUUUUUCUUUUUGUAUAUAAUAUUUUUUUUUAAAAAAAAAAUGUUCUCACGGAAUGGAAGAUCAUGUAUUUUUUAUUCACGGAUUUCGGCAAAUUACGGAAUUUUUAUUCACAAUCGAUUACGUUAGAUUAUGUUGGGGGCGACUAAAAACAAAAAAGAUAAUGUAGAUCAUUGGUCUAUUUGAUAUAUAAUUGUUAUCAAGAAAUAAAAAUACUUUUUUCUCUUCAUUAUCAGUU